Molecule: messenger RNA, 618 nt
Organism: Haemonchus placei
Lineage: Eukaryota; Metazoa; Nematoda; Chromadorea; Rhabditida; Trichostrongylidae
Source: the annotation of a GenBank genome assembly
AUGUCAGGCCGACAAACGCCUACGACUUUGAUUCCGCUCACUUGCGCUCAGAUCCAUCUCGUUCGCUCCCUAUGGCGACAAAUCUACACAAGUAAAGGACCGACAGUUAUUGGCACCAGCAUCUACCAUCGACUUUGCUUCAAAUGUCCACAGGUGAAGGAACAAAUACGAAGGGUGCCACUGCCGCCGAAAUUUCAAAACUAUGAUAGUUUUAUCAAAGCACACUCUAAGGCGAUAGGAGAACUUAUUGAUCAGGUUGCCGAUCAUGGACUACAGAUACUUCGUGUGGACAGCUCACCGAACUGUUAUCAACUAAGACUUCUAAGACCGCCCUCAAACGACCUUUUACCCAUGAAGGUAGUCGAUAAUCUUGACAAUCUGGAUAACAUGGCUGGUGAAUUGAUCCGUGUUGGGCAAGUACACGCGAAACUACUACGUGGGGAGCUUACAGGCAAGCUAUGGAAUGUAGUAGCGGAGACGUUCAUCGACUGCACGUUGGAAUGGGGAGAUAGACGUUGUCGAUCGGAGACGGUGCGAAAAGCGUGGGCCCUGAUAGUGGCGUUCGUUAUCGAGAAGAUUAAGGUUGGGCACCAUGAACAGGUACGAUACUGGGAAUAA